CGAACUCCGACUAGAAAUUGCCUUCGCUGCGCAGAAUUAUAGGUACCCCACCAAGACUCAGAGUUGGUAAAAGUGAGGGCAGGGAGGCCUACAGCCUCAGGAGGGAGAUUGCAAGUUGCAAAAAGGCGAGGAAAGGGGCGGAGAUUAUUACCUGACAUAUACCUAGACGGGGGUAUUGUUGACAAUCAGGCAACGAAGAUGGCUGCAAAGGACUACCUUGCGGAGGAGCGCAGGAAUCCAGCUUUUGAUCUGCAUGCAAUGACGAAUCUGAUCUAUGGAGGGCCGGAGAAAGCAGAGAAAUGGAAGGAGCUCAGUCGCCUGGUGGCAGCAGACCCUGUGUUCCGCAAGGACGAUAAGUACCACCUCUCCAGGCCAGAGGCGUUCAAGAGGGCCCUGGAAAAGGUCAAGCAGGCUUACAAGCGGGUCCACGAACUUGGUCUAGACGCUGCCGACUCCCGCCUGUUCCGUGUGCUUGUGGACGAGCUUCAGGGCUCCGAUUUGCACCAUGGCAUGUUCAUCCCCACAAUCGAAGGGCAGGGAACAGAGGAGCAGAAGGCGAAAUGGCUGCCGCUGGCCAACAGCUAUGCGAUCCUUGGCUGCUACGCCCAGACCGAGAUGGGCCACGGCUCAAACGUUCAAGGCCUGGAGACGACCGCUGACUACGACAUUACCACGCAAGAGUUCGUCAUCAACAGCCCCACCCUGACAUCGACAAAGUGGUGGCCUGGAGGCCUUGGCAAGUUCUCGACACACGCAGUGGUGUUUGCCCGGCUGAGAACAAAGGGAGCAGAUCAUGGAGUACACCCCUUCAUUGUCCAGCUGCGAAGUUUGGACGAUCACCGCUCUCUUCCUGGGAUCACUGUGGGAGACAUUGGGACCAAGUUUGGGCUGGGUGCCUACUUCACCGUCGAUAACGGACUGCUCCGAUUGGACCACGUCAGAGUGCCGCGGGACCAGCUGCUCAUGAGGUACGCAAAAGUCAGCCCUGACGGAACCUACUCGAAGCCCCCUCACGCGAAGCUGGCGUAUGGAGCCAUGGUCUACGUCCGGGCGGGGAUCGUGGAAGGGGCGGGGCAUUACCUGGCAAAGGCAGUGACGAUUGCGACCAGGUACAACGCAGUGCGGCGUCAAUUUGGCGGCAAGGUUGGACUCGAGACGCAGAUCAUCGAGUACAAGACGCAACAACACCGGCUCUUUCCCCUUCUCGCCUCUGCCUACGCUUUUACCUUCACUGGCAAGUGGAUGCGCAAGUUGUACACAGAGGUCAUCGAUCAGCUGAACCGAGGUGACGUGUCCGGCCUCCCCGAGGUGCACGCCAGCACCGCGGGCCUCAAGGCGCUGACCACCAGCUUCACGGCAGACGGCAUCGAGGAGUGCCGUAAGCUAUGCGGCGGAAACGGAUACCUUAUGGCGUCCGGCCUGCCCGACCUCUACUGCGCCUACGUGCCUGCGUGCACAUACGAGGGGGACAACUACAUCCUCUUUCUGCAGGUGGCACGGUAUCUCAUGAAGGUGGCAUCACAACUGGCCAACGGAGAGAAGCCGUCGGGGGCUGCUCAGUACUUGGGGGAUGCCCAGCGCCUCUGUUCCGUCCAGUGUCCGGCAAAAUCCGCAGCGGACUUCCUGCGGCCAGAAGUGCAAUUAGAGGCGCUCUCGGCUCGGGCGGCGCGGCUGGUGAUUGGGAACGGGAUGAGAAUACAAGGGGCCAAGAACUUCGAGAAAGCCAUCGCCGACUCCGCCGUUGAGAUGGUCCGCAUGUCGCGAGCGCACUGUCAACAAAUCGUCGUGAGCAAAUUCAUCGAGCAGGUGCAGGGCGACAUUGAGGGACGGGGCGUGCGUGACCAGCUGGUGCUGCUGUGCAACCUGUACGCGGUGUCCCAGAUCGAGGCGAACUUGGGCGACCUUCUCGAAGUGGGCUAUCUCAAGCCCAAGCAGGCGAGCUGGGUGCAUGAGGCACUGGCAGAGCUGCUGAUUCAGGUCCGGCCGCAGGCGGUGAACCUGGUGGAUGCCUUCUCCUUCUCGAAUCAUUACCUGGGCUCCGCACUGGGCCGGUACGAUGGUGACGUGUACACCGACCUGUAUGCGCGAGCCUGGAAAGAGCCGCUCAACAGUACAGACGUUGUGGACGGUUAUACGGAGCACCUUCGGCCACUGAUUAAGCAACAGGUGUGGCCGGUGCAUUCACGGCUCUAGCAAUGGACACUUCUGCUACAUUACGAGGCACGCAACGUCAGCUAGAGGAUUCUAUUUGCUCAUUGGAUGUGCGCUCCAAAAGCAAUUGCACUACUAAGAUCGACGCGCUUUCAGCAUAUUGCCCCUCGCUCAACAACCUUGCUGGGCGUAAUAUUCGUGUAUUUCCAACAUUUUGAGAUCAGUCACAAAAUUGCAUCCGCUGUUCUGACCUUCUGCAAUAAGAUUUCCUUGAGAUCCGUUUGUUUGGGUAGUGACAACUCAGAACUGGCUUAACGAAGAUAGCAAUACUCAUUAUGAAAUCGAGUGAGGAACAAAGCAGAGAACUUGAGUCUGCAAGGAGCCUCAUAUAAGUUUCAAUCUGUGGGAGUAAGUAUCAAGGAUACAUUCCAUUGUUGAUAAAUGAGGUUGACCUGCAAUUAGCUGAUUGUUGGUAAAUGAUGAUGGACCUGCAAUUAACAAUUCGUUUUUGCGAUGGCGACGUAGGCCACUAAGGCUUCUCAAAGC
Klebsormidium nitens is the source of this 2697-nucleotide messenger RNA. NCBI's taxonomy places the organism in Eukaryota, Viridiplantae, Streptophyta, Klebsormidiophyceae, Klebsormidiales, Klebsormidiaceae. The record is from the annotation of a GenBank genome assembly.